This is a messenger RNA of Dioscorea cayenensis subsp. rotundata (Guinea yam), 2094 nucleotides long. RefSeq names its product mechanosensitive ion channel protein 6-like. The record is from RefSeq and is a predicted model, not a curated record. Gene Ontology annotation, molecular function: mechanosensitive monoatomic ion channel activity. The transcript has 5 exons. Gene Ontology annotation, cellular component: plasma membrane. The coding region runs from base 1 to 2094 and encodes 697 amino acids. Gene Ontology annotation, biological process: monoatomic anion transport; transmembrane transport. Lineage: Eukaryota; Viridiplantae; Streptophyta; Magnoliopsida; Dioscoreales; Dioscoreaceae.
AUGGACAACAAAGACUUCGUCGUCAACGUCGAGACCUCCGCCGUCAUCGCCGCCGCCACCUCCACCACCUCCGACGGGAACCACAGUCGAGAUCCAACAUACGCGUUCUUGAAAGACAACAACAACACCAACUCCAAUGCAAACCCCAUCACAAGCGCCGCCUCCUUCCGCCGCCGCUCCUCCACCCUCCACCGCCUCAAAACCCGCUGCCGCUUCUCCGACGAAAUCUCCCACUCCCCCCCUGCCGACCAAAACGACGACGACGAAGACCCAUUCCUCGACGACGACAUCUCCGGCGUUCCCUCCUCUCGCUGGAAUCCCAAACCCUUGAAGAUCCUCCAAUGGAUCAGCCUCUUCUUGAUCCUCACUUUCCUCUCUUGCUCCCUUUCGAUCCAUCUCCUCCAACGCAUUAAGCUCUGGGGUCUCCAUCUCUGGAAAUGGGCGCUCCUAGCUCUUGCCCUAGUGUGCGGCCGCCUCGUCUCCGGCUGGGCCGUUCGCAUCGUCGUCCUCCUCAUGGAACGCAACUUUCUCCUCCGUCGCCGGGUGCUGUACUUCGUCUACGGCCUUCGCCAUGCCGUCCAAAACUGCCUCUGGCUCGGCCUCGUCCUCCUCGCUUGGCAUUUCAUCUUCGAUGGUGCUUUGGAACGCCGGCCGGAUUCUAAGCCUCUCUCGUACAUCACCAAGGUUCUCCUCUGCCUUUUGGUUGCCACUCUGUUUCGCCUUGCCAAAACCCUUCUUGUCAAAGUUCUUGCAUCUUCUUUCCAUGUGAGUACCUAUUUUGAUCGGAUUCAAGAGUCUCUGUUCAAUCAGUAUGUCAUUGAGACGCUCUCUGGGCCUCCUGUCAUUGAGAUUCAGCACCGUAGUUGUGAACAGAAACUUCAAAAUGGACGCUUUAAGAGUGUGAAGUUCUCUGCAGAUGUUUGUAGGAAGGAUGGCAAUGGUAAGAAGGAAGAGGAAGGGAUUAGGAUUGAUCACUUGCAUAAGCUUAAUCAGAAGAAUGUUUCAGCUUGGAGCAUGAAGAGAUUGAUGAAGGUUGUUCGAUAUGGGUCUCUUUCCACUCUUGAUGAGAGGAUAUUUGAAGCAGGAGAUGAAAAUGAGUCUGAGAAAGAGAUACGAAAUGAAUUUGAGGCUAAAGCUGCUGCUAAAAGGAUUUUCAAUAAUGUGGCAAAACCUGGAUCAAUGUACAUUUACUUGGUGGAUUUGAUGCGUUUUCUGAAGGAAGAUGAAGCAUUGAAAACUAUUACUCUCUUUGAAGGAUCCCGGGAACAUGACAGAGUUAGCAAGAAGUCCCUCAAGAACUGGGUGAUAAAUGCUUUUAGAGAACGGAGAGCCCUAUCUUUAACACUAAAUGAUACUAAAACAGCGGUAAACAAGCUUCACCAGAUGGUCAACAUAAUUGUUGGCAUUAUUGUGUUUGCUAUAUGGCUUCUUAUUUUAGGCUUGGCAACAACCCAUUUUUUGGUUUUCAUCUGCUCUCAACUAGUUGUCGUGGCAUUUAUUUUCGGUAACACUUUGAAGAUGAUUUUUGAAGCUAUCAUUUUCUUAUUUGUCAUGCAUCCCUUCGACGUCGGCGACCGCUGUGAAGUGGAAGGAGUUCAGAUGAUUGUGGAAGAGAUGAAUAUCCUUACAACUAUUUUUCUGAGAUUUGACAAUCAGAAGAUAUCAUAUCCAAAUAGUGUGCUUGCUACAUUACCAAUCAGCAACAUUUAUAGAAGUCCAGACAUGGGAGACUCAAUUGAUUUCUGUGUCCAUGUUGCAACUCCAAUGGAAAAGCUUGCUGUCAUGAAAGAAAGAAUCAUAAGGUUUAUUGAGGAUAGGAAGGAACAUUGGUACCCAAAUCCUUCAGUAGUACUUAAAGAUGUGGAUGAUAUGAACAGGCUGAAGAUAUCCAUUUGGUUAAGGCACAGGAUCAAUUACCAAAACAUGGGUGAGAGGUGGGCAAGGAGAGAACUAGUGGUUCAGGAGAUGAUUAAAGUUUUAAGAGAGCUUGAAAUUGAGUACAGAAUGCUGCCUGUUGAUGUAAAUCUACGCCAGAUGGCUUCUUUGACAUCUGAUCGAUUACCAUGCACUUGGUCAACUUGUAAGUCAUUAUAA